Messenger RNA from Echinococcus granulosus, 816 nucleotides. RefSeq lists its product as hypothetical. The transcript is spliced from 3 exons. Bases 1 to 816 code for a protein of 271 amino acids. The record is from RefSeq and is a predicted model, not a curated record. Lineage: Eukaryota; Metazoa; Platyhelminthes; Cestoda; Cyclophyllidea; Taeniidae.
AUGUCUGUCGGGGCUAUGAGGUGGGAGCCAUCGCGGCCGAGAUCCUCAUUGACACACGUACUACCAACCGUGUUCAAAGCACUUAUACCUACUGACGAGAGGCUGUUUUUGAAAGCUCUGUCAUCGCCAACACCGACGCCAAUACCACCAUCAGCUCCGAUACUUCCUCCCCGUUUCUACACGGAUUUUACUAUCACCUACACUCCUCGUGAAGAUCGUGAAAUGCCUCUACCUCCCUGGAUUGAUGGCAUUCCACCCCUCCUCCCUUACGCCAUUGGUCGGGGCUACGCCGUCUACGCACCGGAUUUAGGUAUCAUGGUGGAGAACUACACUGACUUUUGCGUCCCCAUCUUCUGGCCCAAUGCCUACUUUCCUUGCAUAUUUUUCAAUUACAAUCGCACUGCUUAUUUGAUCUCUCCGUUUAUCAAUCACUACGGACCCUGCUGCGUCUAUCGUACCAACUGGUCGCCGCCGCACAGGGACUUUAUGCUCCAGUUCGAGAAGUACUACAAUGGAUCGACGUGGGAUAUAGGAGUGAACAGGAAGGUGUUGAAGCAGUUGAUUGACUGGUGGGUGAUUCCACAAAUGAGUGCUGGUUUGCGCGAUCAUCCCGUAUUUGGUGGAUUCGGGUUCGCGAGGAAACCUCUGCCCAGUGGCUAUCGUCCCUACGUAUCAUUUUGGUAUGAAGGUGAUAUCGGGUGGGCGCAUCAGAUUUUUGAAAAUUUUACCGAUAUUGGACCGAAAAUUCACCUCCUUGAUGACUUCCAUGUGCCGGAUAUCUGCAACACCAACCUCGCUUGUGAUUUUCGACCAUGA